This is a messenger RNA of Drosophila elegans, 2560 nucleotides long. RefSeq names its product protein unzipped (gene uzip). The transcript is spliced from 6 exons. The record is from RefSeq and is a predicted model, not a curated record. Bases 268 to 1776 code for a protein of 502 amino acids. NCBI's taxonomy places the organism in Eukaryota, Metazoa, Arthropoda, Insecta, Diptera, Drosophilidae.
GGUCACACUAAAUGUUGUAGCGAGUCGAGAAGGUUGUGCGCGCGGGCUCACGGAUACUUUUCAGUUACUUACUACUUAACAAUUUUUCGCAGAACGCGAGUGAGUGCCUCGCGUUUGAUUCAGACCCUGAUACAUAUAUUGCCUGCAAAUUGGAAGCGUUGGAUUGCGACCUAACGGUGCAUUUAAAAUUAUCGAUUCAAAUUAAUUGGCUUUUGGAACGCUAACAACUGACUGAUCUUUUCCCACCUCUUCUGGGCACAAACUGGAAUGAGAGUCCAGCCACAACGAAGUACAAUCAGUAGGAUGACCUCAAGUAGUAGUUUAAUCAGCCUCAGCUGCCUCCUGGUCCUAAUUCAAGCCCUAGUUCCUGCCAAGGCUGCAGUGCACUCAGUGUUCACUCACAAGAACGCCUCCUCGGUGUUGGGGCAAUUGGUCACCUCAAGCACCCUUGUUUGGGAGAGCUAUGAUCCGAAGGACGUCACUCAGCUGCAAUUUGCCGUGGAGGGCGGAAAGUAUGUCACCGAGGAUGAGCACUACCCAAUCUACGUGUGCCGUGUGCCCAUCGACGGCUUCCAGGUGUCCGGCCACACCGAGAAAAUCCUUCAAAGACACGUCUGCGUUGCGGCCCACUAUAAGCACGGAAAGUACGACAACUUUGAUGUUCUGAUGAACAAGGGUCACCUGGGAAAAGUUGGCUGGCGGCAUUGGCGCAAGUUCGAUGCUGGUGUUCCGGUGGGAGCCAUUCGUAUUGGGGACGACUCCUACAUUGGACGCCACAGAGCCCCGAUUCAACCGAACCAGGAGGGCAUUAUCACUCACUGGGGCGCAGACUUCAACCUGGGACACUUGGAACCCGUGGGCCUGGGAAAAAUAAGGGUAAUUGAGAACGAACGUGAAAAAUACUAUGAUGAUGGAGAGGUUUUAGUCGAGACGGAGCCUUUCCGCUAUGAGCUCAAGGACAUCAAAUUGGAUCGCUUGCGCACCGAUAUUAAGGAAAACCUGACUGAACUGGUCACUAGGAAGCUGGAAAAUCUGGAAGACAAAUACAGCACUGUGGAGACCAUUCUUAGCUAUAGCUUUGACUAUAAUCAGUACUGGGGAUCUCAUGAGGGUGUGGCUCGAGGUCUGCCCACAAAAAUAUUUGAGAAAGAUAUGGCCGCUCCCGCUGAAAUUAACUGGGCCCUUAAGCACACCGAGAAGCGAACGGAAAACAAGGCAGUUCACACUAAACUCUGGCCUGGCACAGCAAUUAAUGUUACACUACGUGGCAACUAUGUUACUCUGGAGGCGCCGUACAGUGGAAAGCUCUUUGCCUUCUACUAUGGCAGUGAAGAGAGCGUUUCCCGAAAGAUCAGUGCGGAGGUGCGCAAAAGCUACUUGAAGGAUGUGAAGUUGGAGUUUAGCCCAGUGUACUGGAUUGAGAACGGAACUCUGGUACCCACAACGACAACCACAACGACAACAUCCACAUCGACCACGACACAUGCCACCACAACCAGCACCAACGAACCUACGCCCAUCAACGAGCCACCGCUGGUCCAUAUGAAGGACAAGGGUGUACAGCAUUCGGGUCCCGAUACAUUGGAGAAAACCUUGCAGGACUCGCCAUCCAGCAAUGAAGUGAACUCGCACGAAGCACCCGAGAACAUGUCCUCUAAUCCUGGCAAGGACGUGGACGUGGCGCUGGCAGGGUUCGGAGUCAACGCAGCGGGGUCGAUAGCAACUGCAGGGUCGGCUUUCUUAACGCUACUUGUAACGGUUUUCCUGAGUCUGUAAAUGAAAUUGAGCUCUGGACUUAGAAUAGCGUUUAAUUGUUGUUGUUGUACCUGUUGUACCCGUCUUUGAGAGCGAAAGAAAUACGCAGAUAGACAUUAUAGGCUCCGAAUGGAGUUAGGUAUAUAAGAAAUAGCAAGCCCCUUAACCGGGAGGAAUUUUGGUGUGGAAACGGCAAGCAAAAAUCGAUAUUUUUUAUACUUGUACCAAGGCUUCUUCUAUAACGCGCAUGCAAGUAGCAAUAUUGAAAUUACCAAGAACACAAACGUAAUACAUUCCUAAAAUAAAUCCCUCACAAACGGAAAUGAAUCAAAAGUAUAAAUUAAAAAUAAAUAUAUAUAUUCAUGUAUACUACAUUCAUGUAGAAAUUUUUUAAAGGUUUUUUUUAUUUGCAAUGCAAAACAUAAAGUCGAAUGAUUUAAAUGGCUUUUCAUUUCUUUAGAUAUUAAGCCGCAUUAAUAGCAAGUAGAAAAGGUACUAAAAAUGAAUUGACAAUUUAUUUAGGGAUGAUAUUAUAAAUCGCGCUCUUUAAAAUGAUGUAUGUAUAUGUCUAAAAUGUAAACCUAUGUAAAACAUAAGUACGAGUAUGUAUGCUAUUGUUUAAGAAAAACACUCCAAAUAUGUAAAUUAGAACUUCUUUCCUUAAAAUCUUUGAAUUUAAAUAUGAUUUGCGUUUCCUUUAGAUCAGUCUUGAAAAUUGGUUUGAUUUUGUAUACGUCGAAGAUACAGUGAAUCUCUUAUUUCGUAUAAAAAAAAUAAAGCUUGUAAAUUAAAAAUUGAAAAAAAA